This is a messenger RNA of Prorocentrum cordatum, 805 nucleotides long. Lineage: Eukaryota; Dinophyceae; Prorocentrales; Prorocentraceae. The record is from the annotation of a GenBank genome assembly.
GUGUUGCCCCGUUGGGUAUCGUGAAAACGUGCCCAUGCUCCACAUGUCUAUAUCCCUUUCCGGGUUCGUGGGUCCAUCAUGUUUUUUGCGCACCAGAGUGUCAGUCAUUCGCGGAAUGUGGGCGCCUAUGAUCAUCAAGGUGGCCUUGUUGUGGAUGCUAUUGCACGAUGCUUUGGUGGCCGCGGAGCAUGACCUGACAAUGAAUUUCAAGGACAUGAAUACAAUUAAGGACAUGCGGAACGAAUUCUGCGGUCCAGUGGCGAGCAUACACAACGGGACCUUGAAACUCAGGGAUGCCUUGAAGGGCAGGCACAUUAACAUGGUCACUACCCGGGACCACCUCCCAUGGUACGACGAACCGGAGAACAACACAGACCCAACGCGAGCUAAAGGUUUCCACAAAGAAUUAGCCGACACGGUGGCAAGUCGGGGGGGGUUCACCUACACAUUGUACUCAGUCUCGACUUCAUCUUUCACUGGCAUGAGUUGGUCGGAGUAUCUCGCCAGCAGUUUGGAGAAGUUUGACGUGAACCUCGAUAAUUGGGCCGACAUCCCUGACCGGGCGUCUGCGGGCAUCCGAACGCCAUACGGUUACAUAGACAUGAGCAUCACGCCCGUUACGUACGGCACCGUUCAGAGCCCCAGUUUCUGGGAGAAGCUGAAGACUUUCAGCGUUCCGCUGGAAGGACCUCUGGGGUCUCUUCCUCGUUAUCGCCUUGUUGACAUCCUUGGCCUACUUCUUCCUGGAGAGGGACGAAUCGGGCGAUGGGUGGACUGCAGAGGAUCCGGAUGGAUACAAGAUUGA